Molecule: messenger RNA, 1589 nt
Organism: Chara braunii
Lineage: Eukaryota; Viridiplantae; Streptophyta; Charophyceae; Charales; Characeae
Source: the annotation of a GenBank genome assembly
CCGGAUGUGUUCCCUCCUCAUGGAAGCAGAUGGCAAGCAGGCGGGGGGAAAAGGAACGACAAGUCAAUGCAUAGGUACGAUAAUGUCACACUUGGAAACGCUGCUCAUCUUGAACAGACAAUGCACAAAAAUCAGAUCCUCAGCGAAGUCCACAGCAUUGGAAGGGAAGCAGAAAAAUCAUACCUCGAAAUUCUGCAGCACAGAGGGGCUCUGGAAACAAAGAACAGCGACAGGUACAACAAAGGAAAUUCAGGCCAAUCGAAAAGAAAACUCAGAGGCGAUGAAGAAGAAGUCAAAGGAUCAGACAAACCACCGUCUAUGAAAAAGUACAGGGAAGGGAAAGGGUCAUCAGGCGACAAGUCCAGCGACAUGCAGCUCGACACAUCCCUGCCCACAAGGACAGUAGAGGACAACCAGGACACGGACAUGGAAGACGACUCUUCCAAUUCUAUGGAGUGGCUUGACGAGUACAUCAGCUCACUGAAAUCACGUCGAGACCUGGACAUGGAAAUCCGACUGGCCCACGCCAGGCACAUCAGCAGCCUCCAAAAGACUGCAAGCUCAGACAUUCUGACCGGAUUUCCAACUUCCCCAAAUCCUUACGAUGCACUGCAAGGUGAGAAUACCUUCUUAGAAUUCCUUGCUCUACAAUACGUAGACAAGAAUGAAGAAGGGAUGGAGAUCACGGGGAGCACCUCUUACACAAAACCAACUGAAUGGCCAAUCUCUUACCUUUGCAAUGACAAGGAAAAGUCUCAGCAGGAGAUUGACACCACCACGGGGACAAAAGGACAAGGCGAACAAGCAUCAGAGGAAGACAAAAUGAAAGCACUCGCCAAAGAUCUGAUCGGCCAAACCAGCAACCAGAAGAAGGAGAAGAGGAGACAAAUUGCCAUUCUCGAGAGGCAAACAAGACACCUGGAAGAACAAAACCAGGAAUUAGGAAAAGUCUCCCGCUCCCUGAACAGAAUUGCUGAUGAAAGCCCAUCAGAUCUGGCUGUAACAACCAAGAUUGACACCAUCUCUUUCUCCCCUGCCACUCCAAUCGUGCCCGUCCGAUUCAACAUAGAAAAAAGUGAAUGGCAGAUUGCAGUCCGACCUUCUCUGACCAUGGUCACAACACAAGAGACCGAGAAGAUACCUCAUUUCAUCAGAGCCAACAUUUUAGAUCAGAGUCCUUUGCUCAUCCACAAGUUCUGGCAAGACAAGAGUUUGGACGUGGUAUGGAAAGAUGACAAUGGAGCAUCUCACUACAGGGACUUGAGCCCAAUCAUGGCGAUCUACGACCAGCAGACCAUCCUGAAGGACGACUUACAAUGGAAACCUUGGGAGCUGAUCUGCGAAAUCCCAUAUCAUCUCCUGGGUCACAAAGACGAGGUGGACARAAUUGCAUACAGCAUGGMUGCCUUCAUCAGACAGRAAUGGCUGGGCAGCAGCGAGGCGGAACUGUUGGAGAAAACAAAGAGGGAAAGGGAGAAGAGGGAGGAGAGUAGAACCGCUGCCACUACCUCCUAAUCACAUGACCAGCCCCUACUUGAGGACAACCAUCCAUCAGUACAAUGGAAAUCACACCGGAUGGUUCCCCAAAU